Centruroides sculpturatus (bark scorpion) is the source of this 6161-nucleotide messenger RNA. Its product is annotated as protein kinase C-binding protein 1-like. Gene Ontology annotation, molecular function: protein binding. The record is from RefSeq and is a predicted model, not a curated record. The transcript is spliced from 30 exons. Bases 289 to 5823 code for a protein of 1844 amino acids. Lineage: Eukaryota; Metazoa; Arthropoda; Arachnida; Scorpiones; Buthidae.
CAUAUGGCAUAAAAUGUAUGUCGUGGAAGCCGUUUCACUACAAUAAGUAAAUUGUAUUUUUGUUUAUAAUAUGCCCAAAAUUCGUUUAAACGUGUAAAUAAUUUAAGAAAUUAUAACUUAUAUUUGUCGAAAUGAUAUUUUAUAGCUUGAAUAUGUGUAUAAAGUGACAAUGUUUACUAUAAAUGUUGAAGGAACAUCACGUGUUGCUCUGAAUAAUUCGUGUAAAUAUAUUAAAUUGGUAUAGCGUAUAAUCGUUAAUGGGAAUAAUCAUUUAACUAUUUUUAAAAAAUGAUUAAAAUUAAUUCACCUGAUGAUGUGAGAGAAAUUCUUCAAUCCUAUACCAGAGAAAAUGAGCAUUUUUCUCUAUUAUGCAAAAAAGAAGAAAAUACUAAUCCUGUCUCAUCAAGACUAAUUUUAAGUGAAAAUACAACUCAGGAUAUAAAUAACGAUUCAUAUUGUUGGAUAUGUCACAAAGAAGGAAAUGUAUUAUGCUGUGAAGGAUGUCCCAGAGUAUUUCAUCUCCGUUGCUUGGGAGAAGAGGAGGAACCUCCUGGAGAUUGGGUAUGUCCCGAAUGCCAAGCCAUAAUGAAAGCUGAAGAUGUUGAUGCUCGUUCUCCUUCUAUGGCAAUGUUAGACAUCAAUGAAUUAUGCCGAUUAUUAAAAUUUGCUCUUCAUAAAAUGAAAAAUCAUGCUCCUGAAGCUUUCUUAAGACCUGUAAACACUGAACAAUUUCCAACAUACUCCCAUUAUGUUUUCCAUCCUAUGGAUUUUAGUACACUCGAGAAAAAUAUUCAAGCAAAGAUGUACGGAUGUACUCAGUCAUUUCUGGCAGAUGUAAAAUGGAUUUUACACAACAGUACUAUAUUUAAUGGACAUAAUCAUCAGUUGACCAACAGUGCAAAAAAUCUGGUAAAAUUAUGCAAAUAUGAAAUGGAAGAAAUAGAAAUUUGUCCCGACUGCUACUUACAUUCUUGCAUGCAUAGAGAACAUUGGUUUUGUGAACCAUGUAGAAAGCCACAUAUUGUUGUAUGGGCUAAACUGAAGGGAUUCCCAUUUUGGCCAGCUAAAGUUAUGAGGAUCAUAAAUGGUAAUGUUGAUACCAGAUUUUUUGGAGCACAUGACAGAGCAUGGGUUCCUGUAAAUCAAUGCUAUUUACUUUCAAAAGAAAUGCCAACACAAUUAAAAUGCAAAAAGAAAGGAAAUUUUGAAGCCGCUCUUGAAGAAAUUACCAUUUACGCAUACAGAAUAAGAGAGAUUUUCGGAACUUUUGAAUACGCUCCUAUCCGUCAACCAUUUGACCCCAAUAAUCCUCCUUUUUACAGUACUCUCAUUAAUCCAAAGGUUCUAGAGUUAACUUAUUCUCCAUCAUCAAGUAAUGUAGCAUCACCAAUUUCUACAUAUAAUACUCCAAUCUCUACUCCAGAUAGUUCAAUAAAAUUUUCUCAAGAAAUAAAGCAGUCAAAAUCCAAAGAAGGCCGUUAUGGAAAAUCACAAAGUAAUAAAGCUUCCAGGAAAUUAAAUUUCGCCAGUACCAAACCGGCAUCAACACCCGACGAAGAGAAACCUCAAACACCCCAGCAGCCAAUUGAAUUGAUUAAACCCAAGACUAAUACAAAAAAGCGUCCUCCUCCCGUUGGAAUCUUUGAAGUGAGUGACGAAUCUAGCAUUAAAAUGCCCGCUUUGUUAGAAAUUAAUAUUCCUAAGUUAAACUUGAAAAAAGUCGAUCAGAGUCAUGGAAAAAUAAUCGAGAAAUUAGAAUCGAAGAUUCAGCAGAUAAAAGAAAUAAGUAAGGAUGAAUCUGAUAACGAAACUGACCUACAACAUAGUUCAUCACAGUUUUCUUUACCGUCUAUACAGAGCACAGAAAUAAAAUCAGAAUGCGCAGAUGAAAAUAUUAUUAAUACAAAAACUAAUGUAAAAACUGAAAAGAAAGAGAAAAAGGGUGACAAGUGUGACAAUAAAACAGCUACAAAUGCAUUAUCGGAUAGUGAUUCCGAAGAUCGGCCACUUGCAGAAUUGUGUAAUGUCACGCCAAAGAAAAAAGAUACCUUUUCUCAAAAAUUACAUCAUAUAAUAGAAUCAUGCAAGGCAAAACUUGGCAUUAAAGAAAUAAAGGAUGAUAUUGAUAUCAUUGAAUCUGAUGAGGAGUAUUUGGGUGAUCAUUCCAUAAAUGAAGGAAGUGCUUCAGAUGAGGAUCAUAAAGAAAAGCAAAGCAAACCGAAUUUUGAGUCGGAGGGAAAACCAUCUAGUAUUUCACAAUCACCAACUACAUCUAAGUCAUUUAUGAACACUAAAGGUGAAAAUAAAUCUAAUAGGCGUAAGUCUGCCGAAAGCAAAAAGUCUAAAGAUAAAACUUCCGAUAACGAUUUAGAUUCUUUGUCCGAUGAUUCCCAACCUUUAGCUGUCAUUGUUCAGAAAGCUAAGAAAGCAAAACAAACAGAAGUUUUCAGUAAACCUGAAGAAAAACAAGAGAAUGUAAAGGAUAAAGAUAAUAUUGCUUUAUUAUCAUUACAACAAGAUGUAUUAGAACUUACUAAUCAAACUAGCAUUAAAAAAAGUGGAAAAACUGAUAAAGAAAAAGUACAAAAAAAAUCAGAAGCUAAUAAUGAAGAAUGCAUUCAAGAAAUAGAACAGCAACAAAAUGAAGUAGGUGAAAAAAUUGAAGAGAAUUUCAUAGACAAUGAUUCGAAUGCAUCAAAGCUGGAAGCUAAGUCAUAUACACCAAUGGUGGUGGAUUCUGGCUUUGACGAGCAACGGACAACAUUAUCAAACAUGUCAGAUCUUGAUGGUCUUAAAAUGACAGUCAAAAAUCUCCAACUAGAAAUUGAAAGACUUCAAUGGUACCAUCAACAAGAAAUAGCUGAAUUGAAGCAUAAUGCAGAUUUAGUUCUUCUGGAAAUGAGAGCAAGCAUAGAAGCAGAUAAACAAAGAGCAAUAACGGAAUUGAUGCAACAAAGUGAAAGAGAAAAGCAAAAGGCUGUAGACGAAACAAAGAAGAAACAAUGGUGUGCUAAUUGUGGAAAAGAAGCUGCAUUCUAUUGUUGCUGGAAUACAAAUUACUGCAAUCACACAUGUCAGCAGACACACUGGCCUAAACACAUGCUUGCCUGUGGUCAAUCUAAAUCUGACACUCAUCUUAUACAGAAACCCCAGGUUAGUGGUACUGAUAUUUCAGAUAAUCAUCAGUUGACCAACAGUGCAAAAAAUCUGGUAAAAUUAUGCAAAUAUGAAAUGGAAGAAAUAGAAAUUUGUCCCGACUGCUACUUACAUUCUUGCAUGCAUAGAGAACAUUGGUUUUGUGAACCAUGUAGAAAGCCACAUAUUGUUGUAUGGGCUAAACUGAAGGGAUUCCCAUUUUGGCCAGCUAAAGUUAUGAGGAUCAUAAAUGGUAAUGUUGAUACCAGAUUUUUUGGAGCACAUGACAGAGCAUGGGUUCCUGUAAAUCAAUGCUAUUUACUUUCAAAAGAAAUGCCAACACAAUUAAAAUGCAAAAAGAAAGGAAAUUUUGAAGCCGCUCUUGAAGAAAUUACCAUUUACGCAUACAGAAUAAGAGAGAUUUUCGGAACUUUUGAAUACGCUCCUAUCCGUCAACCAUUUGACCCCAAUAAUCCUCCUUUUUACAGUACUCUCAUUAAUCCAAAGGUUCUAGAGUUAACUUAUUCUCCAUCAUCAAGUAAUGUAGCAUCACCAAUUUCUACAUAUAAUACUCCAAUCUCUACUCCAGAUAGUUCAAUAAAAUUUUCUCAAGAAAUAAAGCAGUCAAAAUCCAAAGAAGGCCGUUAUGGAAAAUCACAAAGUAAUAAAGCUUCCAGGAAAUUAAAUUUCGCCAGUACCAAACCGGCAUCAACACCCGACGAAGAGAAACCUCAAACACCCCAGCAGCCAAUUGAAUUGAUUAAACCCAAGACUAAUACAAAAAAGCGUCCUCCUCCCGUUGGAAUCUUUGAAGUGAGUGACGAAUCUAGCAUUAAAAUGCCCGCUUUGUUAGAAAUUAAUAUUCCUAAGUUAAACUUGAAAAAAGUCGAUCAGAGUCAUGGAAAAAUAAUCGAGAAAUUAGAAUCGAAGAUUCAGCAGAUAAAAGAAAUAAGUAAGGAUGAAUCUGAUAACGAAACUGACCUACAACAUAGUUCAUCACAGUUUUCUUUACCGUCUAUACAGAGCACAGAAAUAAAAUCAGAAUGCGCAGAUGAAAAUAUUAUUAAUACAAAAACUAAUGUAAAAACUGAAAAGAAAGAGAAAAAGGGUGACAAGUGUGACAAUAAAACAGCUACAAAUGCAUUAUCGGAUAGUGAUUCCGAAGAUCGGCCACUUGCAGAAUUGUGUAAUGUCACGCCAAAGAAAAAAGAUACCUUUUCUCAAAAAUUACAUCAUAUAAUAGAAUCAUGCAAGGCAAAACUUGGCAUUAAAGAAAUAAAGGAUGAUAUUGAUAUCAUUGAAUCUGAUGAGGAGUAUUUGGGUGAUCAUUCCAUAAAUGAAGGAAGUGCUUCAGAUGAGGAUCAUAAAGAAAAGCAAAGCAAACCGAAUUUUGAGUCGGAGGGAAAACCAUCUAGUAUUUCACAAUCACCAACUACAUCUAAGUCAUUUAUGAACACUAAAGGUGAAAAUAAAUCUAAUAGGCGUAAGUCUGCCGAAAGCAAAAAGUCUAAAGAUAAAACUUCCGAUAACGAUUUAGAUUCUUUGUCCGAUGAUUCCCAACCUUUAGCUGUCAUUGUUCAGAAAGCUAAGAAAGCAAAACAAACAGAAGUUUUCAGUAAACCUGAAGAAAAACAAGAGAAUGUAAAGGAUAAAGAUAAUAUUGCUUUAUUAUCAUUACAACAAGAUGUAUUAGAACUUACUAAUCAAACUAGCAUUAAAAAAAGUGGAAAAACUGAUAAAGAAAAAGUACAAAAACAAUCAGAAGCUAAUAAUGAAGAAUGCAUUCAAGAAAUAGAACAGCAACAAAAUGAAGUAGGUGAAAAAAUUGAAGAGAAUUUCAUAGACAAUGAUUCGAAUGCAUCAAAGCUGGAAGCUAAGUCAUAUACACCAAUGGUGGUGGAUUCUGGCUUUGACGAGCAACGGACAACAUUAUCAAACAUGUCAGAUCUUGAUGGUCUUAAAAUGACAGUCAAAAAUCUCCAACUAGAAAUUGAAAGACUUCAAUGGUACCAUCAACAAGAAAUAGCUGAAUUGAAGCAUAAUGCAGAUUUAGUUCUUCUGGAAAUGAGAGCAAGCAUAGAAGCAGAUAAACAAAGAGCAAUAACGGAAUUGAUGCAACAAAGUGAAAGAGAAAAGCAAAAGGCUGUAGACGAAACAAAGAAGAAACAAUGGUGUGCUAAUUGUGGAAAAGAAGCUGCAUUCUAUUGUUGCUGGAAUACAAAUUACUGCAAUCACACAUGUCAGCAGACACACUGGCCUAAACACAUGCUUGCCUGUGGUCAAUCUAAAUCUGACACUCAUCUUAUACAGAAACCCCAGCAAUCAUCUAAACACAUAAAGGAAGAAACAGCACUUCCCGUAUCCAUACCUUCGACAAAACUCAUUCCUUCACAGCAGCUGGGAUCAAUACUAUCAAACAGCCAACCCAAGUCAUCUCUCAUUAUCCAACCUCAGUUUUCUCAGGUUCAAUACAUUCCGUCAAAUACAGUACAGGUCAUACCACAGACAUCAUCGAUCUUGGGUGCAACCGGACAGCCCGUUCAGAUUCAAUACUUUGCCAACAUACCUUCUGUAUCUAGAUCGUCACCUCCAUUUCUGAACGUGGAGAGUCCCCCUUUCGCUCUGGCCACUCCUUCGACUUCUCUUUCGAUAUCUCCCGCUUCCAACCAGGGGAACGAUCAGACAUGAGAGAUUUCUCCAUUUUUAUUUUAUCGACUUAUUUAAAGUUUAUUUAUUUUCAGUUGUUUUGUUAGUAUCAAGAUCAUAGCAUCUAGUGAUAAAAUUUCAAAAAGGUAACAAAAAAGUAAAUGUUAAUUUACUGAAUAAGUACUUUUCAGUUUUCUCAUCUUAUUUUUAGAAUCAGUUUUGUAAUAAGCUCUAAUAUUAUAAACUGGGUUUUUUAAGCAAAGACUUGGCUUGUAAACAAAACAUAGUGACAAAAAUAAUCAUAUUCAUCAUUCAUUUUACAUUGUACAAAAUAUAAAUCCAAUAAAUAUUCUUAUUUUUUGAAAGAUUGUAAUUUAAUA